CUCUAAAUUCUCACCAUGACGAGCUCUAGAGCACUCAGCUGCAGCAUUGAAAUCUUUGAAGAAAAAGCUGGUCUUCCAAUAGUCUCACUUCUCACGCUGUAUAUGGCUACGCUUUCGCUCACUCUUCUUAACUGUGCGAGCACCGUUGAGAAUCCCCACACCGCAUUUUCUUCAUCCUUCACCACUCUCUCUCGCAGGAGUAGAUAUAGCACAUGCUCUUUUGCCAAGAAAUCAUUGAGGAAAUCCAUAAGAGAUGAACCAGAGGCAUCCGGAGAUAUCUUAGAUGAUAAAUUUGUUCAAAAUGACAACUUGGACACUUCUCUCAAUCCAGCUGCCAAGAAUUCUGACCCUUUUCCUUCAAGGAGUGCCGUGCUUCAAGCUUGCAUAAUAACUUCUGGUCUUAUAGCUGCUUUGGGAUUAGUGAUUCGGCAGCUGUCUCAUGUCGCGUCUGUGGAAGGAUUGCCAAUCUUGGACUGCUCUGCAGAAGUAUCAUUUGGUUUUGAAUUGUGGCAUCUUGAGUUGAUUACAGGAACUGUGGUGUUAAUAUCAUCAUGUCGCUAUUUACUAUUGAAGACAUGGCCAAAUUUUGCAGAAUCUAGCGAAGCAGCGAAUAAGCAGGUCCUUAGCUCACUUCAGCCUUUGGAUUAUAUUGUCGUUGCAUUCUUGCCUGGUAUUAGUGAGGAACUCCUUUUCCGAGGAGCAAUUCUUCCACUUUUGGGAACGAACUGGAAUAGUAUUGGGAUUGCUGCCUUGAUCUUUGGUAUUUUGCACCUGGGCAGUGGUCGAAAGUAUUCCUUUGCCAUCUGGGCAACUUUUGUUGGUCUUGCGUAUGGAUAUGCUACAAUUUUAUCUUCUAGCGUGGCGGUUCCCAUGGCUUCUCAUGCAGUGAACAAUUUGAUUGGUGGGAUUUUAUGGCGGUACACGUCAAAUACACCAAACCAGAAAUUGAAUGAGUGAUUGCCAUCUUCACGGCUAAGUCACUGGCUCUCUAUAUUCUAACCCUCCCUGCCGUGGGUUUGAUGUAUAUGUGAGACUUGUGAUAGGGAAUUCAUGGAGCAAGAAGGAAUUUUGUAAAUACUAGUAGUAAUGGAAGCUCUGCUCUCAUCAAUUGUUCAUGGAAAAGUUCAUGUUUGUAUAUUACAUACUAUUUAUAGGUCUCUGUUGUAGUCCUCUGAAAACAUGUCAUGAAAUUAUUUACCGUAAAUUGUAAUGGCAAUGAGGUCACUUGGCUU
This is a messenger RNA of Vigna angularis (adzuki bean), 1232 nucleotides long. RefSeq lists its product as uncharacterized. Gene Ontology annotation, cellular component: membrane. The transcript has 8 exons. Gene Ontology annotation, biological process: CAAX-box protein processing. Gene Ontology annotation, molecular function: metalloendopeptidase activity. The coding region runs from base 16 to 957 and encodes 313 amino acids. NCBI's taxonomy places the organism in Eukaryota, Viridiplantae, Streptophyta, Magnoliopsida, Fabales, Fabaceae. The record is from RefSeq and is a predicted model, not a curated record.